This is a messenger RNA of Contarinia nasturtii (swede midge), 1262 nucleotides long. It is a transcript of the gene TfIIA-S, whose product is annotated as transcription initiation factor IIA subunit 2. Gene Ontology annotation, biological process: transcription initiation at RNA polymerase II promoter; RNA polymerase II preinitiation complex assembly. Gene Ontology annotation, molecular function: RNA polymerase II general transcription initiation factor activity; TBP-class protein binding. The transcript has 2 exons. The record is from RefSeq and is a predicted model, not a curated record. Gene Ontology annotation, cellular component: transcription factor TFIIA complex. The coding region runs from base 180 to 494 and encodes 104 amino acids. Lineage: Eukaryota; Metazoa; Arthropoda; Insecta; Diptera; Cecidomyiidae.
AUUUCACAUUUACUUAGGCUCAUUCACCGGACUCUCAAAACAAAGUGUGCUAAACUCCAAGAGAAAAAAAAUACAUAGAGAGAACAGAACGAACAAUAAGAAAACGACGAAAAGUGUUUCAAUCUGUUCCAUAAUUUGUCUAGUAACACCAUUCGUUUGUGCAACAAAAUUAUUUGAAGAUGUCUUAUCAAUUAUAUCGAAAUACAACAUUGGGAAAUACGUUGCAAGAGAGUUUGGACGAAUUGAUUCAGUUUGGACAAAUUACACCACAAUUGGCGCUCAAAGUCCUAUUGCAAUUCGACAAAUCAAUAAAUACAGCACUGAAUACAAAGGUUAAAGCACGUGUCACAUUUAAAGCGUCCAAAUUGAACACGUACCGAUUUUGUGAUAAUGUUUGGACAUUGAUGCUGAACGAUGUUGAAUUCCGGGAGGUGCACGAAUUUGCUCGCGUUGACAAAGUGAAAAUUGUGGCGUGCGACGGUAAAAGCGAAUAAACAACACACAAACACCGAUUCUUUUGAUCAUGAUGAAAAUGAUAACACCAAUGACGACAAAAACACACCAUUCUAUCUUUAACAACAAAAAAAAAAAGACAUUUGAUAUCGAAAUAUUCAACUCGCAAACAUUUUGGUGACAACGAAAUAUUACAACAAAAUAUCUUCACUUCGCACAUCUUUUCGAUGCUAUCAAAAAGGCCAAUUAGAGCAAUUAACACCAGCAAAUUUACGAGUUGUAAAUAAAUGAAAGAUGAAAUACCAUAUACGCAUUCAAAACUUAAAUUAAAACAACACAAUUUAAAUGAAAAAAAAAAAAAUUACAAAGAAAAGAAUCAAACAUACAUACACAUUACAUACAAAACAAAAAUCAAUCACGAAUUCAUAAUUAACAUUUUAAUCAAUGAUAGAGCUCUUUAAUUUAAGUACACUAGUAAGAAUGACACUGUUUUUAUUCUUUUAUCUUGCUCAUGUCAAAUUUCGAUCGUUCGUCUGCCGGUUGCGUAGGAGUUCAACUAAUGUAAAUUAAAUUCAAAUGAAUUUUAUCUUAAAACAGUGAAACAGACACGAAAACAUUUAUAAAUUACAAAUACAAUUGGAAAAAAUAUUGAAUCAGUAAAAUAUACCUCAUCUGAUAAGACCUAAAGUCUACAAUUGCUGAGAGAUGGUUGUUUUUUUAAACUGAUUUAAUUACAUUAUACAUGGUUGGAGUUUAGCAAUUAACUUUAAGCGAAAUAAAGAUGAAAAAAGUAUUGACUAAAAAACAAA